AUGGCGGAUGCAGAGACUUCCCGCCUAUGUGUUCAGAUUGUCUGGUCACACUUUGGUCCGUUAUCGGCGAAGGUUGCAUUUGCACUACUCACGCGGGGAAGACUUUCCCUUUCCCAGCUCAUUCGUUACACGAAGAUGAAACCGCGCACAGCACGCGUAGCAACCUUGGUUCUGGUGCAACAAAAUAUUUUAUGGCAUUCUAACACCGAGGAGGAGGGCGAGAUGCUGGAGUUCAAUACGCUAGAGUGUCUUAUGCGUCUUAGAUUUGGUCGCUUCGUGUGGCAAGCGGAGCAAUUGUUUGGAUCUUCUGGUGCAGAAAUUGUGCAGCUAAUACUAGACCACGGAAAACUUCAGCAGCCAGACGUCAUUUCACGAUUGUCACUCAACAACCCAAAAAGUUCAAGCCUAUACUCGCAGACAUUACAGAAGCUCAUAUCCGGCGCAUAUCUUAAGCCAUCCACAUUACUCUCACAUCACUCACCUAGGGACAAACGUAUCAAAUACGAAGCAGAAGAGAAAGCUAAAAUAACGGGUUUCCCGACAGCGAAGGAGUUGCGGGAGGCUCAAGAGACCGCGGAAGCACGGCUGAAACGGGAGGAGAAGGAAGCAGAGAGUGUGGGCUUAGAUGGUGUCUACUUUCGGGUGAAUUUUGACAAAUUCAAUACCCAUAUCCGUAACAAGCUCAUCGAGAUGGCUGCAGCAGAGCGUUUUAAUCGAAGUGCUGCUCUUGUCAUGCAGGCCACACUAAAAGCGACUGAAGCCAGACAAAAGAGUGUAUCCGAUGCAAGAUCAGAUCCUACAUUGACUGCUGCGAUUGCCAUGCUCAUUUCUGAUGACGAAGGCCUUUCGGCGGGUAUCGUCACGUCAAUCAAGAAAGCGUCUAGUGCUUCACUAGUCAAGGAUUAUCUCGGUCUAAUGUCUGCCAUAGACAAUCCAACGCCAGCUGGUAAAGCGGCGUCAUUUAUAAGUCUAACUGAAAACAAAGUAUAUGUCGAGUUUGAAAUAAUUAGCAAACGCCUACGAAGGCGCGUGCUGGAGGCAGUAGCUCGGGAACGACACGGGGACGACGGCGUGAGGAUAGUGCGUCUACUCCUCGAUAUUGGAAAGAUGGACGAGAAGCAGAUUGCGAAGGUGGCUAUGAUGCCAAACAACGUCGUUCGGCCACUUCUUGCGGCACUGUCCUCCGACUUUUUGAUCUCAACUCAAGAGGUACCCAGAAGUGCUGAUCGUAACCCCACACGGACAUUUUAUCUAUGGCACGUUGAUCUACACAAGGCAUAUUCUGCGCUGUUGGGACACCUGUACAAGACGCUGUAUAACAUAGGGAUGCGGCGACAAGCAGAACAAGAGGAGCCGACUGUGAAAGCGGUACUAGCAAAGCGAGCGCGGACGGAUGUGGCUCAGGAUGAAAAUUUAUUGUCGCGGAUGGAGAGAGACGUGCUUAAGGAAUGGGAGACGAAACGGGAGAAGCUCACUGUACUGGAGAUGAGGGUAGAAGAAGCCGUAUUUAUUCUUAGGGAUCUUGACAAGGUUGGAAGUUAUGAGGACAUUUGA
Molecule: messenger RNA, 1554 nt
Organism: Suillus fuscotomentosus
Lineage: Eukaryota; Fungi; Basidiomycota; Agaricomycetes; Boletales; Suillaceae
Exons: 9
Coding region: 1-1554 (517 amino acids)
Biological process (GO): DNA-templated transcription
Cellular component (GO): RNA polymerase III complex
Molecular function (GO): single-stranded DNA binding
Source: RefSeq, a predicted model, not a curated record